GCGGCGGGGUAAGGAGCCGGGCACGGCGGCCACCGCUUCUCGCUCCCCCCCCCCCCUCCCCGCUCCAUUUUCCCUUCCCCGGGGGCUGGGGGGGCGCCGGCUCGGACCGAGCGCUUGAGGAGGAAGAGGAGGAGGAGGAGGAGCGGGGGGGGAAGGAAGAAGGAGGCGACGAGGGCUCCCCCCUUCCCAUCCCCCUCGCCCCUCCGCGGGGCUGCUCCCCUCCCCCCUUCCCCGUGGCCGCCGUCGCAAAUUAAAUUAAAUUUGCCCCACAGCGAGGGGGGGGGUGACCUUGGUAUUUUUGGAAGCGGGGGGGGGGGGCGGGUGCGCUGUGCUCCGGCUUUGGGGUUUGGGGGGGUCAUCCCGUUCCUGCUCUCUCCCCCCCUUUUUUUUUUCCUCCCGCUCAGCCCCGGUGGCUCCUGGAGGUUGGGGGGGGAGGCUGGAGGCUGCCCCCUCCCUGCCCCUCGCUCGCAGCCGGCCUUGUCCCCUCCCGGGCUGCACCCCGGGUUUGGCAGAGGGGACCCCCCCCUUAUUUCCUUGCCUCCGAGCUGAUCCUCAGCCCCGGGGAGGGAGGUGGAGGCCGGCAGGACCUCGGCUCGUUUUAAAAUUGUGAAAUCAUGGCUCAUUCAAAGACGAGAGCCAACGAUGGAAAAAUCACAUAUCCUCCAGGAGUCAAAGAAAUCUCUGAUAAAAUAUCUAAAGAAGAGAUGGUGAGAAGACUAAAGAUGGUUGUGAAAACUUUCAUGGACAUGGACCAGGACUCUGAAGAAGAAAAGGAGCUCUAUCUAAAUCUUGCUUUACACCUUGCUUCAGAUUUUUUCCUCAAGCAUCCUGAUAAAGAUGUACGUUUGCUGGUAGCUUGUUGUCUUGCGGAUAUUUUCAGAAUUUAUGCCCCUGAAGCUCCAUACACUUCACCAGAUAAACUAAAGGAUAUAUUUAUGUUCAUAACAAGGCAACUUAAGGGUUUAGAAGAUACAAAAAGCCCCCAGUUCAAUCGAUAUUUUUAUUUACUCGAGAACAUUGCUUGGGUGAAGUCUUAUAACAUAUGCUUUGAAUUAGAAGACAGCAAUGAGAUUUUUACACAACUGUACAGAACACUGUUUUCAGUAAUAAACAACGGUCAUAACCAAAAAGUACACAUGCACAUGGUUGAUCUCAUGAGCUCUAUCAUUUGUGAGGGAGAUACUGUGUCACAGGAACUUUUGGAUACAGUGUUAGUUAAUCUGGUGCCUGCACAUAAGAAUUUAAACAAGCAAGCCUAUGAUUUGGCAAAGGCUUUACUGAAGAGGACAGCACAAGCAAUUGAACCAUACAUUACUAAUUUCUUCAAUCAGGUUCUUAUGCUUGGGAAAACAUCAAUUAGUGACCUGUCAGAGCAUGUGUUUGACCUUAUUCUGGAGCUAUACAAUAUCGACAGUCACCUCUUGCUUUCUGUUCUACCCCAGCUUGAAUUCAAACUUAAGAGCAAUGACAAUGAAGAACGCCUCCAGGUUGUAAAACUUCUAGCAAAAAUGUUUGGGGCAAAGGAUUCCGAGUUGGCAUCUCAGAACAAACCGCUCUGGCAGUGCUACCUGGGGAGGUUUAAUGAUAUCCAUGUACCCAUUCGUCUUGAAUGUGUGAAAUUUGCAAGUCACUGCCUUAUGAACCAUCCUGACCUAGCAAAAGACUUAACAGAAUAUCUUAAAGUAAGGUCACAUGAUCCUGAAGAGGCAAUAAGGCAUGAUGUUAUAGUAUCCAUAGUUACUGCUGCUAAAAAAGAUCUUCUGCUUGUCAAUGAUCACCUGCUUAAUUUUGUCAGAGAACGAACACUGGACAAGCGGUGGAGAGUGAGGAAAGAAGCUAUGAUGGGACUUGCACAGAUAUACAAGAAAUACUCAUUACAGUCAGAAGCAGGAAAAGAAGCUGCAAAACAGAUAUCAUGGAUAAAAGAUAAACUUCUGCAUAUAUAUUAUCAGAACAGUAUUGAUGAUCGGUUACUUGUUGAACGCAUCUUUGCUCAGUACAUGGUCCCUCACAACUUGGAAACAAAUGAACGAAUGAAAUGUUUGUAUUACCUUUAUGCAACACUGGAUUCAAAUGCUGUGAAAGCAUUGAAUGAAAUGUGGAAAUGUCAGAAUCUGUUACGACAUCAAGUAAAGGAUUUAGUUGACCUAAUAAAACAACCAAAAACAGAUGCCAGCAGUAAGGCUAUAUUCUCAAAAGUGAUGGUAAUAACAAGAAACCUUCCUGAUCCAGGGAAAGCUCAAGAUUUCAUGAAGAAAUUCACACAAGUUCUAGAAGAUGAUGAAAAAAUAAGGAGUCAGUUAGAAAUGCUUGUUAGCCCAACAUGUUCGUGCAAACAGGCUGAGGGAUGUGUGAGGGAAAUUACAAAGAAGUUGGGCAACCCAAAACAACCAACAAAUCCUUUCCUGGAAAUGAUAAAGUUUCUUCUUGAGAGAAUUGCUCCUGUGCACAUUGAUACUGAAUCCAUCAGUGCCCUUAUCAAGCAAGUAAACAAAUCUAUAGAUGGAACAGCUGAUGAUGAAGAUGAGGGUGUACCUACUGACCAGGCAAUCAGAGCAGGUCUUGAAUUGCUUAAGGUACUUUCAUUUACACACCCUAUCUCGUUUCAUUCAGCUGAAACUUUUGAAUCUCUCUUGGCUUGCUUGAAAAUGGAUGAUGAAAAAGUGGCAGAAGCUGCGUUACAAAUUUUCAAAAACACAGGAGGCAAAAUUGAAGAAGACUUUCCUCAUAUAAGAUCUGCUUUGCUUCCAGUGUUGCAUCAUAAAGCUAAAAAAGGACCUCCUCGUCAAGCCAAGUAUGCUAUUCACUGCAUCCAUGCAAUAUUUUCCAGCAAAGAAACGCAGUUUGCACAGAUAUUUGAGCCACUGCAUAAAAGUCUGGAUCCAAGCAAUUUUGAGCAUCUCAUUACGCCGUUGGUUACUAUUGGCCAUAUAGCCAUGCUAGCACCUGAUCAGUUUGCUGCUCCUUUGAAAUCUUUGGUUGCCACUUUUAUUGUUAAAGAUUUGCUAAUGAAUGAUAGGCUUCCAGGAAAAAAGACAACAAAACUUUGGGUCCCAGAUGAAGAAGUGUCUCCUGAAACUCUUGUCAAAAUUCAGGCCAUCAAGAUGAUGGUUCGAUGGUUGCUAGGAAUGAAGAACAACCACAGUAAAUCAGGAACUUCUACUCUAAGGUUGCUAACAACAAUCUUACAUAGUGACGGAGAUUUGACAGAGCAGGGGAAAAUUAGCAAACCUGAUAUGUCUCGGUUGAGGUUGGCUGCAGGGAGUGCUAUUGUGAAGUUGGCACAAGAACCUUGUUACCAUGAAAUCAUCACCUUAGAACAGUACCAGCUGUGUGCACUAGCCAUAAAUGAUGAAUGUUACCAAGUGAGACAAAUAUUUGCUCAGAAACUUCACAAAGGGCUUUCUAGACUACGGCUGCCACUAGAAUAUAUGGCUAUUUGUGCACUGUGUGCAAAAGAUCCAGUGAAAGAGAGAAGAGCUCAUGCUAGGCAGUGCCUUGUGAAGAACAUAAAUGUCAGAAGGGAGUAUCUGAAGCAACAUGCAGCAGUUAGUGAGAAACUGUUGUCACUUCUGCCAGAGUAUGUUGUUCCUUAUACUAUACAUCUUCUAGCUCAUGACCCAGAUUAUGUCAAAGUUCAAGACAUUGAACAACUCAAGGACAUUAAAGAGUGUUUGUGGUUCAUACUGGAAAUAUUGAUGGCUAAAAAUGAAAACAACAGUCAUGCAUUUAUCAGAAAAAUGGUAGAAAAUAUCAAACAGACAAAGGAUGCUCAAGGACCAGAUGAUGCAAAAAUGAAUGAAAAACUCUACACAGUCUGUGAUGUAGCAAUGAAUAUCAUUAUGUCAAAGAGUACAACAUACAGUUUGGAAUCCCCUAAAGACCCUGUACUUCCAGCACGAUAUUUUACUCAACCUGACAAGAAUUUCAGUAACACCAAAAAUUAUCUUCCUCCAGAAAUGAAGUCAUUUUUCACUCCUGGAAAGCCCAAAGCAGCCAAUGUUCUUGGAGCAGUUAACAAGCCUCUUUCGUCAGCAGGCAAGCAGUCUCAAUCCAAAUCUUCACGAAUGGAAACUGUAAGCAAUGCCAGCAGCAGUUCAAAUCCAAGCUCUCCAGGAAGGAUCAAAGGGAGGCUUGACAGUACUGAAAUGGACCACAGUGAAAAUGAAGACUUCACACUGACUUCGCCGUUACCAGGGAAGAAAACUGACAAAAGGGACGACACUGAUCUUGUAAGGUCAGAGAUUGAGAAGCCUAGAGGAAGGAAGAAACCAGCUAUCACAGACUCAGAAGAGAAACUAAGCAUAGAUGACCUGAAUAAACUGGGACAAGAGCAGAAACUUAGAGGUAGUCAACGGGGAAGGAAGAGACCUGCAGUUGUUUCAGAAUCUGAUGAAACACAAUGGCAAGAGGAAAAAAGGCUAAAAGAUGAUGUAAUAGAAAGUGAGGAUGAACAGAACAGUCCACCAAAGAAAGGGAGAAGAGGACGCCCUCCCAAAGCAAAUAAUGGGGGAACACCAAAGGAAGAACCACCAGCAAAGUCAUCAAAAAGGAGCAAAAAAAAACAAACGCCAGCAGCAACAGUAGAAGAGGAGGAAGAGGAGGAGGAAAGGCAAACUGAAAACAUUGAACAAAAGUCCAAAGGCAGGCAAAACAGGACAACGAAAAGAACACAGCAGAGCCGUGCAGGACGUUCCAAACAAGCAGCCAGUAAGGAGAAUGAAUCUAGUGAAGAGAUGGAUGUAUUUCAGAGUACUUCACCUGUCAGUGAUGACAUUCCCCAGGAAGAAGUAACGGAAGAAGACGAAGUCUCCGCAAUCAAUGUGCGUCGCAGAACUUCGAAAAGGGAAAGGCGAUGAGUGAGCAUCUAGUUAUCGGCCUUCCAGGUGAAAGCUUUGAAGAAUGCUUUUAAUAUAAAGCUUGAGACUGAACGAAGCUGUUAGUGCACAAAUGGGGUUGCUGAAAAAAGACAAAGCCUAUUUUACUUUUACUGCCCCUGCAUUUGCAGUCCCUAGGUCACAAGCUUUAGCCACACACAUGUUGAUAUCAUUAACUGUGGAUUUUUGUGAAGUGUAAUGUGCGCUGGCUUUGUAGACAUAUGAACUAAAGAAGAAAACUGUAAAUAGUUCUUUUUUUAAUGUUUCUGACUUCUAAAGUGCUUGUAUAGCUUUUAUCUGCGGCUUUAAACUGACAGUGCCCCACUGUUUAUUGGAUCUAUUGAUUUAAAAAGGAACAGAGUUUGUUAAAAAUUGAUCUCAAGCAAUAUCUGUCAGUGUUCGUAUUUGUACUCUUGUUGACAUUUAACUGUGAAAAAAAAUCAGUUGAACAAAUAGUGCCACUUUUGCCACUAUUUGGUAAGAAGAAGAAGAAGAAAUGCAAUAGUGUUUGUUUCCUUCAUGAAUCUAACCUAGUGUUUACCUUUAGGCACCUACGUAUCAUCAGAGGUGCUAAAUUACUUUCUUUUACAGUUGAACAAUGUUGGAUAGAAUAAUACAAGAGAUGCAAAUUGUGGAAGAAGUUGUUUGACUUGUUUUACGCCUCAGUAUUGGUUCCAGACUUUUCUGGACUUCUAGUGGCAUUGAAAAUUCAAAAAGGAUUUAAAAUAUUAUAAUUUUAAAAGUGUGUUAUUAAAUAAUGUACUGAAUACCCUCCCCAUUUUAUCUUCCCCUAUCAGUUUUUAUUAAUCUACUGUAUCAAUAAAAUUCUGUAACUGAGUUUUUAAUAGUCUAGUAUGUUAAUGUGUAUAGAUAUUUCCUUCUGAACAUGAUGUUCACAAAGAGCAAAUUAUUACUACAUUAUAAUACGAAAUCUGAUAUAUAAACAUUAGUGAAAAUACAGUUCUUAUUACAAUGUAAAGUUAAUCACAAAGAAAAAUUUUAUUGAUGCAGUGUGUCUUUAUAAAGCUGUUCUUGAGAGCCAAGUGUUUUGUAUUUUAUAGUGAAGUUGCAUGUUUAUGAAAAAUGUGCUGAAAAUGGGAUGUAAUGUUUUUUUGGAAACUCGUAUCUAGCAGUAGUAUAUGGUAGGUUGCCUCAUGAGAGAACCUUCUAUUGAAAGUUUAUUGUACUUUUUUCUUUUUUUUUUUGUGAGCCAAAUUUUUUUGGUAUGAAGAGCUAAGAUUUUGUUGAAUGAUUGCAGUCAAGUUGUUGAUGAUUGCAGUCAAGGUAUUCAAGAUUUGAAUGAAGCUCCAUUUUUAUUUUAUGCUACCGUAGAGAAGGUUGUAUUUGUGUUUUUAGGUAUAAUCUGAAAAAAAAAAUGAAACAAAAUACUUAGUCAGUAUCCUGUAUGCAGUUUUACUGUUUACAAACUGUCUUUGAAAACCAAAAUGUAUAGGUUACUACACUAUGCUAAGCCAAGCACAUACUAUAAUUUCAGGUGCUGUUCUCCCUCCGGUUCCCAACCGUUGACAACAUAUGAAAAAAUCAAUUUCUAACUUACAAAAAAGUAAACUCAUUGAAUAGUGGAGCAUUUUCGUACAAUCCAUCAAGAAAUAUGUUAUAGUUGAAAGGUGGCCUGUGAAGAUUAGAGGGAAGGAUAAGACCGAAGCAAGGAUUUACCCAUUUCUGAACUAUGAUAUCACUAGUAAAGAAACCUUUAGACUUUUUCAUUAUGUAUUUUUCGUUACUGAUGUAAAAUUGUUUUAAACAACUAGAUUAUUCUGCCUCUGCUUAAUUCCCCCCUACACCCCAGUAUUCAGCUUUUCAACAUUUAUACCUAUAGGUAUGAGGGAAAUACUGCCUAAAAAGGCCAUUAUGGUUGGUUUGAAUUGACUUUGAAAUAGCUGGCACAACUGAACUGGCUUACUUAAGCUUCAGCAGUGCAAACACAAGUUGUUUUUUUAUUUUUGUUUGUUUGCUUUGUUUUGUUUUUCCUUUAUGGUAUAAAAUGAUUGAAAACUAGCUUUAUAUUUUCCUCUUUGACUGAAUUGCACUGAAAACAUUUAUGGAAGAUGUAUCUUUAAGUCCAUUUUAUACAAAAAUAUGAAAAAUUGAUGUUGAAACUGCUGCAGACUCUUGAGGCUUUAUGUGCAUAAACAUGGUUAGGUUAAACUUCAUCAAAUAUUGAUGCACAUUACUGAUCAUAAUGUUUAAUGUAAAUUUUAAACUAUAGUUUUGCAAUUUAAAUGUUGAUUUCUUGGGUUAUAAUGUGUAAUUCAUUAUUUCUUGAGAAAUAGACACAGCAAAUAUUUCAUUCUUAUAUUCAAACCUCUUCUAAGUUCAUUCUCAUCUCAUAAAGAAAAUGAAUAUUUUAUGUACUAACAUUUUGAGAUCUGCGUACAGUAGCUACAGUAGAGUAUAAUUAUGUAUAAAAGAUAAAUUGCUAACAUUCAGUUAGCAUGCUCUUCUGCAAUGAUAAUGUUAAGUUUAUAAAAAUGUACUGUAUUACAUUAAAAGAUCAAAUUGAACUCACUGUAACAAGUUCCAGUAUGAAAUUUUUAUGAGAUUGCCGAAGUAUCUUGCUGUACUUUGCAGCAAAUUAAGCUUACUUGUGUUAAAUUUCUUCUUCUUGCUGCAGUGCAACAGGAAACUUUCAGUGAUCUGUAGUUCAUAUGUAAAAUGCAAACAGUGACUGUAAUCUUCAUACUAGAAUAAUUCACUAUAAUUCCAGAAGCAUGUUUUUUUUUUUUUUUUACUUUUCACCAACUGAGAUUAUUAAUAUUUAGGAGUAGCUAAUCCACGAACAGGAAAGAAAUAAAUGAAAUUGCUUGACAGUUGUAGUGUAGGUACACCUUUUCCACCUAGGAUAAUCUGGAUUCCUAUAUUAAUUAUUUUUGACUCUGCCAAUUGACUUUAUUUUCUGGCAAAACUGAACCCUUUUUCAAAUAUUCUGUUGUUUGCUGUUUUGACAUUUCAACCUAUGUGAACAAAACCAGAAUUUACAAAAAAGCAUUCAUAUUAAAGACACUUCCACUGAAUAUGAAUAUGUUCAAUUUGUGACUAACUUGCAAAAAGCUUAGACUUGAAGAUUAAAUACUUCAUUUUGGCAUAGCAUUUGUCAUCUGGUGUUCUCAAGAAAACCCACUUCGUAGAGCUGUGAGUGCAUUUGUAUUGCUAUUGAUUAAUAUUUUGCACGUGUAGGUUUUGACACAUUAUCAAAGUCUGCUUUUGUGAGUGUAUACAGUAGGCUUUGGAUCCUGCAAGUUUACAUCCCUGUGGUUUUGUGGGGUUUAGUUCUUAAAAGCAUUUGUCAUGUGCAAAUAUAAGUGCAAAUCCACGUACAUUGAUAUGUUUCAAUAUCCUAACACUUCUGCAUACAGGACAUGUAAUGGAAAGGGAGUAUACAUGUAUAUUAAAACAUGUAUACCCCUGACAUACAAAAUUAUGAGUCUGUAGAUGGAAACGUUUCUGCAAACCUGUCUAUGUUUAAAAAAAACAUACAUAUUUUGUAGAGAUUGAUGUAUCUCUACCUCAUCAAGGUAGGUGCAGUACAUACUUUACAAAGAAUUUUUGAAAUAUAUACAUUCAGGUAUACCACCCCAUACUUGUCUAAGGUAUGUCUACAAACACGUGAUUAAGACAAGUACUUGAUGGCCAUUAUUCUUCUGUUAGACUGCUGGCUCUUUGUUUUUACCAUUAUGAGGACCCAAAAUGAUAAAGUUGACCUAACCAAGACCAGCCAUCCAGCAAGAGGAACAGAUUGUUUUUAAUUUCCUGUUGUGCUUACAGGUUGUCACUCCAGUCUUUGCAUCUUUGUUGGAUGUUGCCUUCACAGAUGCCUGCUAAUUUUGGUGCAAUUUCCUAAUGCUGGCAGAAGUGACUUACAUUAUAUAGACAUAAAUAGAAUUCCUGCUGUGUCAAGAGGUUUGUCCAACAUAUUUAGGACACUUGCUUCAUUACGUACAUUACAGCUUCUGUUGCUUGUGGAAAAGUAAGAAGCUGAAUGUUGGCAAGGGGGAUAGAAAUACAGGGGGGAAAAAAAACUAUUUGCUUUGAAUUUCUUCAAUUUCUGCUAUCUAAAAAAUUUGCCCUCUGCACAAAGUUCACCAAGUGCCAUUAUAUUUGUAUAGGCAGGAUAAACAUAGUAUUAUACAGUGUGUGUAUGGAGUAACUGAAAGGUUUCACAUUUGACAUUUUUUUCAGUGCCUCACUACAGUCACAGUCUAGUUCACAGUAGCACAUUUGUUUAUGUAAUGAUCUAUGUGGGUUUUUUUUUUGAGAUAGCAGCAUCAUAUCAUAUCUAUGUAAGAAGGAAGAAAGGCUCUCAAAUACACAUUUCCAAUCCCACAAAUCAGUAUUGCAGUAACCAUGUGAUAAGUUUAGAAUUAGCUUUAACAUAUAUAAUGUCUUUGGAGGGUAACUAACAUCUCGUAAGGUGUUUUAUUUGACUAGGUGCGUUUCUAAUACUUGUAUCUUACCUCACAUGUAUAGAUAAAAAGGAAGGAGUAUUUUGAAAAUCCAAUCAGUAUUAUUGAAUACAUUUCCUGCUUAGUCAGAAGUAAUUUUAGUAUUAAAAAGGAAAUUGUUUGCAGUUCACAAUUUUGUUGUUUCUGAACAGAUCCAGAGAACUAAAGGUUUUAGAUACUUGGUUUGAUAAGACUCAGUAUUGUUGGAUUUUUUUAAAUUUUCUAGACAAGAUACAAUCACUCCAGUUAUGACAUUCAGUAUAACAGAAAAUGUGAGCUCAGUAAGUCUUAGUAGUAGUAAUUUCUGGUAUUAUAAUACAGAAGAAAAUGUUAGAAUGAAACAUUCUUCCCCUAAAAUCUUUAAUAUGUUGAAAAGACAUACUGAUAAUGUAAGAUGGCUUUCUUCUAAAGUUACAACAACUUGAAAUAGUGUGGUUGGGAACAUCUUCGGAUUUUUUGGUAGAUAUAUUUAAAGCUUACAGAUCUGUGUUUUUUUAUGGUAGGUUUAUAUUCAGCAAAAUUAAAUUAUUGUAAACUGAAGAUAUUUUGAGGAACAGAAGAGUUUUGAAUCCAUACCUAAUAAAAAAGUAAGGUUAAUUUUAAGUAGUGAGUUUUUUUUUUAGCCGUAUCUAUAUAUGCAGUAACAUAUUACAUGAAUCUGGUGCCCACCAACAUUUCUCUGGAGCCGUUGACCUACCACAUACUGAAAGGCAGUAGAAAAUGCCUUUGUGUGUUCCCUAAACGGCAGUUGCUGUUGUCCUUCCAUAAAUGUUACUUUCAAAAGAUAAGAGCUGGAAGAGGACGAGAGAGAAAGGUGACGGUUUUAUUUACCUUCCGUUUAUCUUGUGCUGUAUUACAUGCAGCUUAGGUGAGUGAGAAAUUAGUGUAGGUGUGUUGAGUGAAAAAUAGGAUGUUAGAAAUGAGUUACUAAUUUGAAAGGUGCUACAGAGCUGACUAAAGGGUAGGGAAUCAACAGAUGAAUGAGAUGGGAAAGUAGUUACUCGAUACCAGUUGGCCAGUGAUAGGAGUCUUCAAUUCAAGCUGAAAGCCUUCAUGAGGGAAGCUAAGUUAGUGUUCUUUUAUUUACUGUUAUUUUUUAAGAGAGAGCUGUGGGUAUGUUGCUUUCAUUGAUUUGGAGGAAGAGGUAGUUGGAGUGUUGAAAUAUGUGUAAAAACACCCAUAGAAUUGAGACUAGUGCUCAAGUGGUGCCUAGUGCAAAGUGAGGUGGGUAGUUGCUACUGAGGCCAAAUUUCAUUUGUAAGGGAUUUGAAAUAAUUACAAACAGGCAGAUUCUAACCUCCAUAGGUGGGAAGGUAAGAUAACGAAUCAUCCAUCUCAACGCAUUGCUGGAAAUCAGGAAACAAGAACUCUAAAAGAUACCAAAUUGUGCACCUGUAAGCAUUGUUGCACUGUAGAUAGCAAUGAUCAGUAAUGGUGUCCUCUAUGUGGCCUCAUGAAAUCUUUCAACUUGAGCUCUUUUCUUAGCAGUUUUUUGUGAAACCCUGAUCGUCCAGUCAUCUUUACAUUUCAGUAUGCCUUCUUAGCAGCCUGGAAUGAUCCUGCCCUCCCAUCGUAUACCUCACAUAUAUAAUGCCCUGUACUAGAUGCCCUGUGUCUUAUCCCUAGUCAUUGCUACUUUCUGGUGCCUUCAGUGGGCCCCACCAGCCAAGUUUCUGAAUCUUCUAACUCAUUUGUUGUGAAGGAAAUGCAGCUAUCGUGCUGCUUGUUUCACAGCCAUCAAGUUGUGAAACAAAAGCAGCCAUCUGACUACUGCCCCAUAUUGGAAAAGGUGCGUACAAGCUCUGCAUUUGAACUAGAGAACUACUAAAUGAACUGCUACAUUUUAUCUCUGUUUCCCAUUGUCUAGUGAAGAAAGCUCUUCCCGAGGUUGUAGUAAAUCAAAAUUGUGAAACCAUCUUCCAAUAUAGCCAGCAUUAUCCAAUGAAAUGGCAAGUAAGGACUACAUAAGUAGCCAAGUUUGGUUUAUAUCGUGUUUUGUAUUUGGGAGAACAAAAGGAGGAAUAAUUUGGAGGGAUGUUGGGCAGAAGUUCAGUUCAAUUCUUGCUGCUUGUCUUAGGGAAGAAGCAAGUCCUUGAUACAAAUGUGAAAGAAAAAUGAAGAUUUCGCAGUAGGAGAGAUCAAGUUUUGCCAAACCGUUUUCUUGGGUUCAUGGAAGGAAUAAGAAAAGUUACUCAUAAAAUAUCUAUCACUUCAGAAACUUUUAAUGAUUAUGUGCUUGGGUACUAUCCUGACCAACGUGUGGAGAUGAGUUAUAGGAUAUUAAUUCCGCUUGGGGUAGCGUUUUAAUCUCCACAUGGAUCUAAAAUUGAAUUUUGUUUUCUCUGUCUUAAGCUGCUCUGCUGCUUGUAUUGGUUGUUUUUUGAUAUAACUGGUAUUUCGUAUUAGAUCAGUAUCCGUUACCCUCUUUCCUUUUUUGUAUUUAUCCAAAAUAAGGAAACGAGACUGCCAUAACAUAGAACUAGUGUCUCUAAGGGCUAACAUACUGAGUUUAGAUCAAAUCCUCAGUGUAUCAGGAGAACAUUUUAAAUCCAUACUUAAUUCACUGAUUUAUUCAAAACCUGUGACUAUCUUGUCAGUUUUUUAUGCUACCAUUUGAUACUGAAUUUGGAACAUAGUUUUCUCUUGUAUUGUUUUCUGUUUAUGUAAGUUGGGAUAAAAGAGACAAUUGUGAUCUACCUACUAAAAACAUAUAUGUA
Molecule: messenger RNA, 12057 nt
Organism: Cygnus olor (mute swan)
Lineage: Eukaryota; Metazoa; Chordata; Aves; Anseriformes; Anatidae
Gene: PDS5B
Product: PDS5 cohesin associated factor B
Exons: 34
Coding region: 615-4859 (1414 amino acids)
Biological process (GO): DNA repair; mitotic sister chromatid cohesion
Cellular component (GO): nucleus; chromatin
Source: RefSeq, a predicted model, not a curated record